Messenger RNA from Morchella sextelata, 309 nucleotides. RefSeq lists its product as uncharacterized. NCBI's taxonomy places the organism in Eukaryota, Fungi, Ascomycota, Pezizomycetes, Pezizales, Morchellaceae. The record is from RefSeq and is a predicted model, not a curated record. The transcript has a single exon. The coding region runs from base 1 to 309 and encodes 102 amino acids.
AUGCGUCUCCUCUGUUCUCUUCCUGUUGCUCUUUUCUUCAUUAUCGCCCAUCUCGCCGUGGCCAAGCCCGCCCCAAACCCCUUCGCGGAGCCCCUCUCUAUUGCCGAGCUUAUUCCUCUCGAGAAGCGCCAGCAACCUUCUGUCCGCUGCCCCACUGAGAAUGGUUGCACAUGCCUUACAGGGGUAUCCCCAGGGGUCUAUUGUUAUGGGUGUAAACGUGGUGAUGGCAGCAAUGUGAUCACAGGCGUGGGCAGUGGUUCAGGCGACUACAGGGACUGGGUGUUCCAGUGCGGUAAGGCAUGCCCUUAG